CCCUAGGUACUUUUUAAAAAGUUUUCUGGUUUGGUUUCGCGACAGUGCAACCGUGAGGGAUCGCAGCUGUGGUCGGGGUUCUAGGCUGUAAUCUUGCGGCCAUUCCCGCCUCCUUGAACGUCAAACGCAAAAUCUAAGUCCGCAGAAGCCGGGCUCAGGACAGGGUGGGCUGGGGGCGGGGUCUGGGCGUCUCGCUCCUCCCCGGGCAGGGCGAGAGGGGGAAGUCCCGCCCCUCAGCCCCGCCUCCCGACUGCCCCGCCCCCUUCCUGCCGGACGACAGGGGGCUGGAAGGCAGGCCCGCGGUUGCCAGGCUAGCUUGAGGGCCAUGCCUGUCUCGCUGCGCUCCCCUCUAUUCCUGGACGUGGUCGUGGGCGUGGUGGGCACCCUGUCUUUCCUGCUGGACUUGGCCGCCGACCUGUGGGCCGUCGUCCAGUACGCGCUCGGUGGCCGUUACCUGUGGGCCGCGCUGGUAGUGGUGCUGCUGUGCCUCGCCUCUGUGCUGCUGCAGCUCUUCAGCUGGGUCUGGCUGACCACCGACCCCACCGAGCUGCACAAGUCGCUGCCCUCGCGUCGUUUCCUGACGCUGCUGCAUGUGCUGCAGCUCGGCUAUCUGUACAGGUGCCUGCACGGGCUGCAGCAGGGGCUGGCCUUGUUGCAGCAGGAGCUGCCAACCGAGAGUGACAUAGCCUAUGCAGACUUCCUGUCCCUGGAUAUCAGCAUGCUGCGGCUCUUUGAGAGUUUCUUGGAGGCGACACCACAGCUCACAUUGGUGCUGGCUAUCGUGCUGAAGAGUGGCCAAGCUGAAUACUACCAGUGGUUUGGCAUCGGCUCAUCCUUCCUGGGCAUCUCGUGGGCACUCGUGGACUACCACCGAUCCCUGCGUACUUGCCUUCCCUCCAAGUCUAGCCUGGGCUGGAGCUCCUCUGCCUUCUACUUCCUGUGGAACCUGCUGCUGCUGUGUCCCCGAAUCUUCGCUGUCGCCCUGUUCUCAGCUCUCUUCCCCCAAUAUCUGGCCCUGCAUUUCUUCAGUCUGUGGCUGGUGCUGUUGUUCUGGGUCUGGCUUCAAGGCACACGAUUUAUGCCAAACCCCAACUUUGAGUGGCUGUACCGGGUGGCGGUGGCAAUCAUCCUUUAUUUCUCCUGGUUCAACGUGUCUGGGGGCCGCACCCGAGGCCGGUCCGUCAUCCACUUGUUCUUCAUCCUCAGUGACAGUAUUCUGCUGGUCAGCACCUGGGUGACACACAGCACCCUGCUGCCCAGCGGGACCUUCUUGCCAAUGUGGUUGAUGAUAGGAGGAGCCUGCUUCGUCCUGGGACUGGCUUUGCGUCUGAUCUACUACCUCUGGCUGCACCCUAGCUGCAGCUGGGAGCCCGACCGCGUGGAUGGGGCCCUAAGUCUCCUUCCUAGGAAGCAGCCUAAACAGCUUUAUAAUAGACGGGCCAUUCAGUUAGCACAGAACUUUUUCACCAAGAUCAAAGAGGAGGAGAUUUCUCUGGCAGAGGCUGGAGACGUGGAAGGAGCCCUUUGAGGUAGGGUCUGACUCAACCAGUGAGGAAGAUGUGGAGAGCUGGGCCUUGGAAGGGCCAAAGGCCAAUCCUAUACAAGCUGUCUUCUCUUCCUUACCAACCAUGAGCUGCUGUCACCAAAGCCUCACGUUGCUAUUCUUACCUCUCAGGUGACUGGUGGAAGUAUCCUGUCUCCUGGGUUCACUGGCCUGCUCUAGGAGGUCCUGGGGUUCUGGGGAUGUUCUCAAGAAGUCUUUCCUACCCCCACCCCAUCCACUCACAUCAAUCAACCAAUGUUGAGAGCACUUUAUUUUCCAGGAGCAUCAUUCUGACUGUUGAACUGGCUGCUGCCCUACCUUCUUUCCCUACCCACUUGAACAAAUGUGAUUUCAAAGACCAGAGGCCAGUGAGGACCCUGCCAGACCCUCCAGUGUUGUGAUGCAGCAGUCUCGACUCUGGCUCUUGGGCCACCUUUAAAAGCAAGUAGCAAGUGCCUCAUGGACCUGUGGUCUAGGCCAUGCACAACCCGCUGAGUAUUUUACCUCCUACCUCCAUCUGUGAAAGGAAGAGAACAUGUGCGCAUGUGUUUAACAGUAUUAUUAAAACCGUGUAAUAUUUCCCAAACCAGUAUGUACCAUUAAAUACAGUCUGUCAGCCUUUCUAUUACGGACAGGUGGCAGGGGUCUGGAACCCCUUAAAACUGGUACAAACUCCUGGAAUAGAGACAUGGGCUGACUUAGUUAUGACUUUGUAAUGAAUAUCUAAAUUGUUCCAGUAUAAUAAAAACUCGGGAAGCAGAAAUUGAAAUAAAGACCUGAUAAACCCAAGGACAGUGGAGACUCAGCUGGCUGACCCUCUCUCCACGUUUUCCCCAAAUUGCAUCCCUGGAAAUCCUCUCUUCCUGUCCUCUCUAGCAGAUCUCUUCAGUCCUUCAAGAACUCUAUGGCAAAUCCCAGUAGCCAAUCGCUGACUCCAUCCUUUGAUUUGAGGUGGCCUUAUUGGCACAGUGGAAGGGUUAUACCAACAAUUCUCCUGCAACAUUUCCCAUUUCAGUUGGUAGAGCAUGGGACUCUUAAUCCUGGGGCUGUGGGUUAGAGCCCCAUGCUAGAUGGCAAAUUGUAACUAGCCUUUCUCUGUCCCACCAGUUAGCUCCCAAAUAAUGACAGAGACUUAUUAUGAAAGCUUGGCUUUAGCUUGGGUUUGUCCCAUUAGCUCUUAUAACUUAACCUUGUGGCCUUUUACCUUUCAUUCUGUAUGCCUGACUCUCUCUAUGCCUUGUUGGCACGUCAGGUACCUAGAUGCAUCUCCUGUUUCUUCUUUCUCUGCCUGGAAGUCCUGCCUAGACCUCCUAUCUAGCUAUUGGACAUUCAGCUCUUUAUUAAACCAAUCAAGCAAUGUAUCUUCAGUGUACAAAUACCCCACAAUGUGACUGCAUUUUGCUUCCCAAGAUGCAGUAGCUGGUGAGCCCGAGUGGGCCGCUCAUCUGGCAGGCAGCAGAACUCACAUUUGGGCAGACAGUGCGUUCUCCUAGGAGGUCUGCGACUGGGCCUGAAGAGUAGCAUCUUUAGGACUAGGAGUGAGUUUGAGGGGCUGGGUGGAAGGUGAAGUGACACAUCUUAGGAUGUGGAUGACGGUUCUGGGGAGAUGGAGCGUUCUGUUCUGGUUCCAGGGCUGGGACCCAAGAUAGUUCUAGUGUGAUCGAAACUCACUUUGGGUAGUUCACAACGGCCUGUAACUCUGGCUCCAGGAGAUCCAACAUCCUCCUUUGGCCUUUGCAUAUGCAUAUACAGGCAUACACUCAAAAAAUUUUUAAAAAUUGAAAAAAGGAAGUACAAGUUAUUACACUGGCCUUGUUUUUAGACAGUCUAUCCUACCGAGAUGACCUUGAAGACAUCCUUCUGCUUCAGCCUCCCAACUGUUAGGAUUACAGGUGUACACUACCACACACAAAGCUCUUUAUUCUGAAAGAAUUUAAAAUUAUAACAGCGGGAUUACAUGUAAUUAGAAAAUGUCCUUAAGCCAGGUGGUGACGCAUGUCUUUAAGCCUAGCACUCGGGAGGCAGAGACAGGAGGAUCUCUGUGAGUCUGAGGCCAGACUGGUCUACAGAGGGAGUUCCUGGUCAUUUGAGAUAAGGUUCCACAUGUAGAUUAGGCUAGCCCAAAACUUCUGGGAAGUCUGUGGUCUGGUGAGACAGGGACUAGGACAAAGGUGCCAGAGGUGGAAGAGAAGGUUCUGGUUCCAGUGCUGGGACUCAAGAUAGUUCUGCCAGCCACUUACUGGUGUGGAGGUAAAAUAGUGUGAUCUUGCCUCUGCUUCUGAGGAUUACAGACAAGAACACCAUACCCGACCAAUAACUUUUUUUAAAAAAUAAUUUACUUUUAUUUCAUGUACAUGUAUGUCUGUGUGAGGGUUUCAAAUCCUCUGAAGUUGGAUUACAGGCAAUUAGGAGCUGCUAUGUGGGUGCCAGAAACUGAACCUAGGUCCUCUGGAAGAGCUGAGAGUGCAAGUAACUGCUAAGCCAUCUCUUCAGCCCCCGACCAAGAACUUUUAAACAAGAAACAUGUUUUUUAAAAAAACCAUCUAAAGAUUUACAUGUCCCAGGACAGCCAGGGCUACACAAAGAAACCCUGUCUUGAAAACCAAAAAGAACAAAGAAAAAUGUUUACAUGUCACGGAGGGUUUGUGCGAGAAGUGUUUUGUUAGGAGAUGGAGAUGUUUGCUCUUGGGAUUUGGGGGGCAGUCAACACUUGGACCUGUGUUUUUCACCGAGCAAGGCACAGACAACAGCUAACAGACCACUAGCCAGGGUAUGAGAUGUCGUCAUGCUCCUGAGGAAAUUCACCUGUGGUCUGACGCUUCUGAUCCUCAAAAUGAUAAACGAAUCCUAUUCACUUCACUGUAAUACAGCAACGGCCACUCCGACCAGUGUGAAGGACUGGAGAAAAACUGGCUAAUAUGACAUGUGAUCAGGCCAGUUAAAGGGUUCGUAUGAGUUUGUUUUACUGGUUUGCAGCUUAUGCUAGGCACAGACUGACUUCUCUUUAGUAAAGCUCAGCAUACUUGACAGCUCAUGAAAUCUACUUCAUUUCCACAUCUUAAAAAGCAAUGCAUUCUAGAAAGAAUUGAAAUAAAAACAAUUCCUUGUUUUUUUUUUA
Alexandromys fortis (reed vole) is the source of this 4661-nucleotide messenger RNA. RefSeq names its product XK related 8 (gene Xkr8). Gene Ontology annotation, cellular component: plasma membrane. Lineage: Eukaryota; Metazoa; Chordata; Mammalia; Rodentia; Cricetidae. Gene Ontology annotation, biological process: apoptotic process involved in development; phosphatidylserine exposure on apoptotic cell surface; engulfment of apoptotic cell. Bases 326 to 1528 code for a protein of 400 amino acids. The record is from RefSeq and is a predicted model, not a curated record. The transcript has 3 exons.